Molecule: messenger RNA, 663 nt
Organism: Acanthamoeba castellanii str. Neff
Lineage: Eukaryota; Discosea; Longamoebia; Acanthamoebidae
Exons: 5
Coding region: 1-663 (220 amino acids)
Biological process (GO): oxidative RNA demethylation
Cellular component (GO): cytoplasm; nucleus
Molecular function (GO): broad specificity oxidative DNA demethylase activity; ferrous iron binding; oxidative RNA demethylase activity
Source: RefSeq, a predicted model, not a curated record
AUGGAGGAGGCUUCGCCUGCUGCUGCACUACACGCCCAUGAAGCUGUACUGCAGGAGGGGGUGGUCCACCUGAAGGGCUUCCUGCGGCCGGACCAGCAACGCGAGCUCUUCGAGGGCAUCCAGCAGGCCGCGCAGACCUACACCCCUACUCGCGCGCGCAACGCCCUCUCCAACUUCCAGAAAAUCAUGUACUACAACUGCAAGUCGCACAAGCACCUGAUUCCGUCGUCGUUUCUGUGGCUUUCUUCGGAGGCUUGCGCGGCUGCGUCGGACGCGAGCCCCGACCACAUUCCGCCCAGCUACAGCCCCGACUACGCCACCUCGUUCCUGUACCCCGAGCGCGACGGCCGCCUGACCGGCCACGUGGACAAGGUGACCGGGUGGGUGGUGCUCUUUUCGCUGGGCUGCACGGCACGGUUCUUCGUCAAGGGUCCCCGAAUGGCCAAACGGGAGGUUCUUGACUUCAGGUCGGGAGAUGUGUUGGUGUUCAACGGCGGGACAGAGUGGGGCAUAUACCACGGCAUCGACACCGUCGUGGCCGGCUCCACGCCCGAGUGGCUGCCCGAACUCGCCUCCGCGCGGCUCAGCCUCCAACUCCGUCAAUCCGAGCGGAACGACAAUCGACCGCCUCCCAAUACACGACCGCACACAAACUACGCUUAG